AUGGCAAGAAACGAUAAAAGUUUAAAGUCAAAAUCCAAAGUCACUGCUAAACCAAGUAAAAUCCAAAAAUCAACCUCGUCAAAUAACUCCAAAUUAAAAUCAAAAACAAAUCAAUCAAUACCAAAGUCAAAAUCAAAAUCAAAUAAAAUUAAACUUGACAAAUUAAAUUCAGAUUUAGAUGAGUUCAAUGAAAUAACAAAUUUACUUAAUGCUCAAAGUAAAGUAAAGUCAAAUAAAGAUAAUUUAAAGUCAUUGAAAAAUAUAAGAGAUGAUUAUAAUAAAGAUGAAGAAAAUAAAUUAAAGAAUAAAAAAGCUAAUGAUGAGAUGAAUAAGCAAUUGGAAGUAUUGAAGGAAGUUGGUUUGUAA
Messenger RNA from Lodderomyces jiufengensis, 366 nucleotides. RefSeq lists its product as uncharacterized. The transcript has a single exon. The record is from RefSeq and is a predicted model, not a curated record. Bases 1 to 366 code for a protein of 121 amino acids. Lineage: Eukaryota; Fungi; Ascomycota; Pichiomycetes; Serinales; Debaryomycetaceae.